UUUAAGAACACAAAUCAUACGAGUCGUCUUCUCCGUCUUCCCUUGUUCCUCAUGAAUCGGGUGACUAAUAAGGCCGUAAACUAUCAAACUCAUGUCUUUUACGAAUUUGCUUCUCUCUCCCCAUAAGAAUCUUUGUUCUUUCUCUGAUUUUGUAGCUAUAGAAAUAGGUAGAAUAGACAUAUAGUUGUCUUUUAUAAUUUUUCAAUAUUUUUUUUUUGUAUUUGUUUCUCUGUGAUAUCGUGAAAUUUGUCUUCCGAUCUGGUGUUUUGACGGCGAUAAUAUACUUCUCAUACAGCUGGAUUCGACGUUUUCAAUUGAUUUUCUGAAAGGGUUGCUAGAGAAAUGAUGAAUCAAGGAGGAGGUAGAGAUGGGUACAUUUCUACUGCGGAACAUAAUUCCCUUCAGACACAUAAUACUGAUUCCACCCAAGGAUACACACCUUCAUAUCAUCCUCCAUCUGCAAGUUCCGAAGCCAUGCCCUGGACCUCAAACAUCACAGUUAAUUCUAACAUUGCGAAUAUGAAUUUUCCGAAUAGCAACAACAGUGAUCAGCAUGUUGAGCCUUCAAGGAAUAUUCAAGAUGGCUCUUCUCUUACCUCUGCUCAGUCUACAUCGAUUUCGGGGGCAGUAAGUGUACCACCACAAGAAUACAACACGUAUGCAGCAUACUCAAAUACCAAUUCACAUGGAUAUAGCAACAAUGGAUAUGCAGGUUACUAUAGUGGCUAUCAACCUCAAUCAAAUCAACCAUAUGCUCAACCUCAACCAAAUCAACCAUAUGCUCAACCUCAAUCAAAUCAACCAUAUGCUCAGCCCCAAUCAAAUCAACCAUAUGCUCAACCUCAAUCAAAUCAACCAUAUGCUCAACCUGUAGGAGCAUACCAAAACACAGGUGCUCCUUAUCAGCCUAAUUCCUCAUUUCAGAAUACGUCGUCUUAUGCUGGGACUCAAAAUUAUCCAAGCUCUUACUACAAUCAUGGUGAUUAUCAGACAUCUGGUGUUUACCCUAGUGGAGGUUAUAUUAACCCUACCAACUCAUGGAGUGAAGGAAAUUAUGGAAGUUAUGCCUCUCAUCAAUACCCGAAUUACAAUCCCGACACUAGUGGUGCUUCUUAUAGCUCCACUGCUGCUGCGGCCGUUGCUGCUUCUCCAGUUCAGUAUCAGCAAAACUACAAGCAAUGGCCUGAUUACUAUAGUCAAACAGAAGUUACAUGUGCUCCUGGUACUGAGAAGGUUUCUGUUGCAAGUACAACUAAUCCACUGUCCUCUGUGCCUGCCACCAGUGGGUAUCAGACAUUGGGUCAGACAUCAACUCCCUUUGUCCCAACAUGGAGGCCCAAUUCAUGUCCGUCUGAAUUGCCUUCAGUGCAGACUGGUGCAGUAGUUGCUACUGGACAUGAUGGCUACUGGAAACAUGGGACCCCUACUUUCAUAAAUCAGAGUAUUAGUCCUCAACAACCACAAUAUCAAUUGGCCACGGAAAAAAAUGAUACAUAUCAAAACGUUCAGGAUCAAAUGAAGACUUCAGGGCCCCAAUCAUCUGUACAAUAUCCUGCUGUGCAUCAGAUGCAUCAUAAUUACCAGGUGCAUGCACAACCUUCCCAACCUGUUUCCUCAGUAGAUUCUCGCAGGUUAAGCACACUGCAGAUUCCAACAAAUCCUCGAAUUGCUCCAAAUUUGCCUUUGGAUCUUGCCAAAUCAAGUAUGGAGACCUCAAUGAUCAGUACAGCAGAAAAACCAGUUUAUAUUAGUGUUUCUGUGCCAAAGCAGACUGAUAAAACAUCUUUGCAGGGUGGUGCCGAUUCUAUGAUUAAGCCCGGAAUGUUUCCGAAAUCUUUACGAGGUUAUGUUGAACGGGCUCUAGCUCGCUGUAAAGAUGAUAGUCAGAAAGCGGCUUGCCAGGCUAUCAUGAAAGAUGUUAUCACAAAGGCGACAGCUAAUGGUACCCUUUUGACACAUGAUUGGGAUAUGGAGCCCCUUUUUCAUCUUCCUUCUGUGGAUGAAAUCAAUAAAGAUUUGCAUUAUGCCCCUACUGUUUCUUCAUUGUCAAAGAAUAAAAGAAGUCCAAGUAAGCGUCCAAAAAGCAGGUGGGAGCCUGUGGCAGAUGAGAAACCGGUUGUAAAGUCAUUUGCUGCUGUUGCUGCUGCUGCUGCUGUUGGUUCAGUAAAAUUUAGUGGUUGGGGUGGUUUCAAUAAUAACAACAGGAAGUUUUCUACUGGAAAACCAGAAAAUAGAGGUGGUUUGAGCAGUGCUAAACUUUCCACAUCAGAACCAAAAAACAUAAACAAAGUCCCAUUUAGGCCAGCUAAGAGACAGCGCCCAGGUGAAGGUUUAGAUGUGACAGAUAAUGGUGAUGCAUCCAGUGAUAGCGAUAAGGAACAAAGUUUAACGACAUAUUAUCCAAGUGCCACUACCCUUGCAAACACACCUGAAGAAAAAAAGAAACGUGAAAAUAGAUCAAAACGUUUUGAUAAAGGAGAUAGGCAUCAUGGUGAAAUGAAUCAUUACAGGCCAAAAAAUGUUAGAGCGGGAAAUUUAUAUGCCAGAAGGGCAAAUGCAUUGGUACUAAGCAAAAACUUUGAAGAUAGUACAGCUGUUGAGGAUAUUGAUUGGGAUGCUCUAACUGUCAAGGGGACAUGUCAGGAAAUUGAAAAACGCUAUUUGCGCCUUACAUCAGCUCCAGAUCCAUCCUCUGUAAGACCAGAGGAAGUAUUGGAAAAAGCACUGGUAAUGGUUCAAACUGCUCAAAAGAAUUACCUUUAUAAGUGUGAUCAAUUAAAAUCCAUUCGCCAAGAUUUGACUGUACAGCGUAUACGAAAUGAGCUCACAGUCAAGGUUUAUGAAACGCAUGCUCGACUUGCUAUUGAAUCUGGAGACUUGCCAGAGUAUAAUCAGUGCCAAUCACAGUUGCAGACACUUUAUGCAGAGGGAAUCAAAGGAUGCCACAUGGAGUUCUCUGCCUACAAUUUACUUUGUGUUAUGUUGCACUCUACUAGUAGCAGAUAUCUUGUGUCAGCGAUGUCAAGAUUACCAGUUGAAGCCAAAGAAGACGAGGCUGUAAAACAUGCUCUUGCAGUUCGUAGGGCUUUCACUGCUGGGAAUUACGUAUUGUUCUUUAGACUAUACAAGAAUGCUCCCAAUUUGAACACCUGUCUAAUGGAUCUUCAUGUUGAAAAGAUGCGGUAUACAGCAUUGAAAUGUAUGUCUCGUGCUUGUCGACCAACAGUUUCCAUUCCGUACAUUGCUCAGGUUCUAGGGUUUAACCACACACUGGCUCCCUGUGAAAUGAUUGAAGAAAAGAUAGAUGGAUUGGAGGAGUGUAUGGAAUGGUUGAAGGCUCAUGGAGCUUGUCUGAUCUCUGACAACACUGGAGAAAUGCAGCUUGAUGCAAAGGCUUCGUCAACAACCAUUUACAUGCCAGAACCGGAAGAUGCUGUAGCUCAUGGAGAUCCUAAUCUUGCUGUAAACGAUUUUUUCGCAAAGAAUGUACAAUAAAAGCAAAACUCAAAAAAUCAAACUAUAAAAUAUGACAGUGAUGAAAGUUGAAACAACUCCGAUGCUGAUGAUCCCCACCAACUUCGACCAAAUAGGCUUGUACAACAACAACAGGUAAGUAAGGCUACCAUUCUUAUUAUAUAUAUGUGUGUGUUGAUUGUGACAUGUUUUUGAUCUGAUUCAUCAUAUGGGCAGCAAAUUUGUUCUACCCUAUUUUGCAUACAUAUAUUAACUGGGGAAAAACAAAUGUUGUUGGCCCUUCAACUUUUUAGUUUAAUACUUUCUGGUAGGAUAUUCUAUUGAUGAAGUACUCUUAAUAAAAAUUACUCUAGUUUGUUUUUUGUAGCUGUUUAUUAACAGCAAUA
Messenger RNA from Impatiens glandulifera, 3860 nucleotides. RefSeq names its product SAC3 family protein A. Gene Ontology annotation, cellular component: nucleus. The transcript is spliced from 14 exons. Lineage: Eukaryota; Viridiplantae; Streptophyta; Magnoliopsida; Ericales; Balsaminaceae. The record is from RefSeq and is a predicted model, not a curated record. The coding region runs from base 343 to 3495 and encodes 1050 amino acids.